Molecule: messenger RNA, 5480 nt
Organism: Bemisia tabaci
Lineage: Eukaryota; Metazoa; Arthropoda; Insecta; Hemiptera; Aleyrodidae
Source: RefSeq, a predicted model, not a curated record
UUUAAGAACCCUUUAAUAUUACUACUAUUAGGAUCUGCUUUAGUCAGCGUUUGUAUGCGACAAUUUGAUGAUGCCGUCAGUAUUACUGUUGCAAUAGUAAUAGUCGUCACUGUAGCUUUUGUUCAAGAAUAUCGAUCAGAACAAUCUCUGUCUGAACUUACUAAAUUAGUACCACCGUCCUGCAACUGCCUACGGGAAGGCAUGGUUGAAACAUUCCUAGCACGGCUCCUAGUUCCUGGAGACAUUGUACACCUAAAUAUUGGUGACAGGGUCCCGGCAGAUGUCAGAUUAUUUGAGGCCAUAGAUCUAUCAAUUGAUGAAAGCAGUUUCACUGGUGAAACAGAGCCUGCUGCAAAAUCAAUGGAACCAAUGCUAAAAGUCAAUGGUCACACCAACAUGAAAAAUAUCGCUUUCAUGGGAACAUUAGUAAGGUGUGGAAAUGGCAAGGGUAUUGUUGUCAACACAGGUGAGAAAUCUGAAUUUGGUGAAAUAUUCCGUAUGAUGCAAGCCGAAGAUGCACCAAAAACACCCCUCCAAAAAAGCAUGGACAUUCUGGGGGCUCAACUAUCACUCUAUUCCUUUGGUAUCAUUGGAAUCAUUAUGUUGCUUGGCUGGUUUCAACAACGACCUAUCUUAGACAUGUUGACAAUCGGAGUCAGUUUGGCAGUGGCUGCUAUCCCUGAAGGCCUACCAAUUGUUGUCACAGUAACUCUGGCCCUAGGAGUUCUAAGGAUGGCCAAACAGAAGGCUAUUGUAAAAAAAUUGCCUACAGUGGAAACCCUAGGUUGCGUAAAUGUCAUCUGCUCUGAUAAAACAGGCACCAUCACUAAGAAUGAAAUGACCGUAACGACCAUUCGUACCUCUGAUGGAUAUUGUGCCGAGGUCACUGGAACGGGUUACAAUGAUGAUGGUGAAAUCAUAAUUUUCAAAUGCGAUGACAUAAACCUUGCCAAUGCGUCCAUCUUUAGGUUGUUGGAAGCAGGUGUCGUUUGCAAUAACGCUAUCAUCAGAGAUGAAAAUCUGUACGGUCAACCAACAGAAGGUGCUCUUGUAGCUGUGGCCAUGAAGAACAAAAUGUAUGGAGUCGCAGAUAAAUACAUCCGCCUAAAGGAGUAUCCAUUUUCAUCAGAGCACAAAAUCAUGGCUGUGAAAUGUGCUAUUAAAGGAGGAUCAGUCAAUGAUGAAGUUUUCUUUGUGAAAGGUGCCAUAGAAAAAGUGCUCAAGCAAUGUACCAAGUUCAAAACCAACAGAUCUGUUCUUCCUUUAGAUCUGAAAAAAGAGCAAGAAUUCCUUGCUCAAGCCUAUGAUCUGGGUCGCCAAGGCUUAAGAGUCGUUGGGAUGGCAAGUGGAAGCUCACUUCAAGAUUUAGUAUUCUUAGGUUUAGUUGGUAUUUGUGAUCCUCCGCGGCCAAAAGUUCGGGAAGCAAUUCUGACUUUGCAGCAGUCUGGCGUAAAAAUUAAGUUGGUCACAGGAGACGCUCAAGAGACUGCUACCUCUGUUGCUGCUAUGGUUGGCUUAGACACGGUCCAUGGACAAACCCUAUCUGGUGAUCAUAUCGAUAAUAUGACUGACCAGCAAUUAGAACAAAUGGUCAAUAGCGUAGUGGUCUUUUAUCGAGUCACUCCUAAACAUAAGUUACGCAUUGUGAAGGCAUUCCAAGCUAACGAUAUGAUUGUAGGAAUGACUGGCGAUGGUGUCAAUGACGGUGUUGCGUUGAAGAAAGCAGACAUAGGUAUUGCAAUGGGUAAGAAUGGAACAGAUGUCUGCAAAGAGGCAGCUGACAUGAUUUUAGUCGACGAUGACUUUAACACUAUCAUCGCUGCCAUAGAGGAAGGUAAAGGAAUUUUUCACAACAUUCGCAAUUUUGUUCGUUUCCAACUGAGCACAAGUAUUGCUGCUUUAUCUCUAAUUGCAUUGUCCACACUCUUAGGCAUUCAGAAUCCAUUAAAUGCCAUGCAAAUUUUAUGGAUCAAUAUAAUUAUGGAUGGACCGCCUGCUCAGAGUUUGGGAGUGGAACCUGUAGACAAAGACAUAGUGAAGCAGCGACCACGAAGCACCAAAGAGCAAAUGAUAACGAGGAACUUGAUAAUAAAUGUUCUAAUGUCAGCAUCGAUCAUUAUCUUGGGAACACUUUGGGUCUACAAAAGAGAAAUGAGCGACAACAUAGUUUCAAAACAUGAUACGACCAUGACAUUCACAUGCUUCGUUUUCUUUGACAUGUUCAACGCUCUGAGUUGUCGAUCUCAAACUAAAUCCAUCUUUACAAUUGGUCUAUUCACAAAUCGUGCUUUUCUUCUAGCGGUGUCGCUGUCGGUUAUCGGACAACUCUUGGUCAUCUACUUCCCUCCUCUUCAGAUGAUUUUCCAGACUGAAUCACUGUCUUUAUUAGACAUAAUUUUCUUAGUAGUGCUCACUUCUACCGUUUUCAUCAUAUCUGAGGUGAAAAAGCUGAUCGAGUAUCAUUUCCAACUCAAAUGCAACAGCCCAACCAUACGUAAACACUUAGAUUUUGUAUGACAUGAAGAAAUGGAUGAACCAAGUACAUCGCAAUCGACCAAAGACAAACAGAUAUAGCCAAUCCACAUCAGUCUUAUUUAAAAUAGGAGACAGCAAGACUUCACUGAUUCACCCAAAACAUUCGGAAGUUUCGCCACUUGUCAUUUCUGAGUCUUCAAAUGACCAGCAGGGAGAAGACGUUUCUUAGUUAUAUUCAUCCUAAACUUUACUCGUAAGUUUUUUUUCUUCCAUCAUGACUUUCUGAGCCGAGAUCCGUUCGAUGAGAACAAAUUGAAUGGACUUUCUUUGGUUUUGAUUACCCUUUGAAAGCCUCCCCCUAAUCAGUCCUUGUAUAGUGUACUAAUCACACUUGCAAGGUAAAAUGCGUUUAACGUUCUUAUCAACCAUAUUUGGAUGUGAUUGAUGUAAAAAUUACAAAAAAUGACAGGGUAGGUACUCAACUCUGAACGCCAUUCUACUCAGUAAUUCAACUCAUCGAGGCGUGAUAGCCUUUUAUUUAAUGAAAAUUUGAAGAAAUCAUUUAUGAUGGUGUUGUAUGAUAUGUACCAUCUUUUUUCAAGCAAGCACUGAAUGUUGACAAAAAGGGAAUGUUGACCUGUUGAAAGUCUCAUUCAUUCUGCAGUGCAAAUUCACCGACUUAACAACAUAUGUGUGACUUAUUUUUGUUGUUGAUUGAGCUCAUCUCUAACCAUCCUAUUUUUUUUUAUUAUUAUUAUUAUUAUUAAGUUUCGUAUUCAUUGAUAAGCUGAAAAUGCUUCGGUCCUUAGUCAAAGGUGUGGUAAAAUCGAUUUUCAAACAGGGAAAGUUGCUGAAGACUUUCAAGAAAAAAUCAAUCGACACAUGGUGAUCUUAUGAAGAAAAUAAUGAAGUGUAUUCCAUUUUGGGGGCCAAACUUCUUUGAUGAAUAUGGAAAAUUUCAAAUUUGUUUAUGGCUCAUUCUAAAUGCGCCGUUUAAGUUGGUAAGACUGUUUUUGAGACUCUGAUAUACGCUGAGGUUUGUGUUGACUGUCUAGUUCCUAUAUUUUCGACCGGCAUUGUUGUAAUAUUAAAUCCUCCUUAACAAGCAAAAAUUAUAGGAUUAAAAUAUGUAUAUUACUUCUUUCUUAUUAGGUCCGUGAAUAAUUUUAAAAAAAUUACAGGAAUGUUUAAUUUUUACUUUUGUUUUAGCUCACCCUUAAUUGGAAUUUUUCAUCCUUAAUGUUUUGAACUCGACAAUUGCAAAUUUUUAUGACAAUUAUUUAUUUUCCAGCCACCUUAUUUAAGUAGCUCAUGGUUGUCUAAGGCCUAAUUAAUGGUUGUCUUUUUUAACAACAAUGUAUUUUAUUCCUUUCAGUCGCCGAUUCAAGUUUUUGUAAUUUUAGAAAGCCUGUGUCCCCUAUCCCCUUCCUAUUUGGUUAAGAUGAUAGGAAUAGGUGGAUAACAUGAUAAUUAGAGGACUUUAUUUUGUAAUUAAUAUCUAUUUGUCGUAGCCAAUUAGGUUUUAAUCGUUUUGACAUUAAAAUAAUGCAAUGGUUCUGUUCAAUAAGUUUCAAGAAGGAAAAAUGAGGCAGAAAAAAUUUAAUGCAUUGCUAGAACUUUCUGAACUCAGUCGUUAGAUUCAGACUAUCUAAUCUUCAGAUUAGACCUAUGCAAUUAUAGAUUUUUCAAUUCAAUGACCAUAAACGAAAUUAAUCGGGAUCACAAUUACCGUUCGAUUAAUCGCAUGCAGGGUGUCUACUGAUACGUAAAUAUACGUAAAAUGUACAUAAAUUAACGGGUCGCUAUGUAAAGUGCGUAAAAAAUACGUAUUUUUUCAGAAAGUACGUAAUUUGUGUUUGGUGCGCAUAAGUCUGCGUGCGGCGGACGGAGCGUGCUUGUUUGAAUUGCGUAGAUUUAGUUCCGCUUCACGCCGCCAGAGUGCGUUGCAUGAUACAGUGAGUGACGAGCUAUGAUUGGUCUGCGACGAUGCAUGGUGUGCCGCAUUGGGCGGGCUCGAUGCUUGGUGAAGUGUAUCAUGUUUCCGUUUUGGGCUCAGGACGAUCCAUCCACCUGCAAUGCAUCCACCCAGCAGUUAGGUUAGAUUAGGUUAGGUUAGGUAGGGUGGAUGCAUCCUAGGUGGGUGCAAUGUCACGCACCCGUUUAUUUUUUACCCGCGUCACAACAAGGGUCCCUAUAUUCUACGAGCGGGUACUCCAGACGCGGAAUUUGGAGGUAUAGAGCGUGGUGCGCGGUUUGAAUUACCGUGUAUUUAAAUGGGGGAGUACGACUUUUUCAAAUCAGGUUUUUUGGCUGUUAACGAAUUACAAAUUAGAUGAAAAAUUUUCUCAAUCUUCUAGAUAGGUUGUUUAAGAUUUUAAGAUAUUUUUAAAGUCUCAACCCUCCUACCCCAUGGCUUCAUGUGGAAAAUCAUGCUAAAAGUAGACCCUUCCGCUCAUGCGAUCUUCUAGUAAGGCGUGCAAUUUAAACUAGCGGACAGGCAGCAGUUGAGCCGCAGGAAAUAUUAUGAAGCCUCGAUUAAAUUUGCACGGAAUUUGUUUUUUUAUUUAUUUUAUUGUUCAUCAAAGUGUUAUAUUAUAUUUUAGUGACUGUUUAGAAGUAUUUAGCGUAGGUGCAGCAGUAACAAAGACUUGAAUUUUAUUCACAACUUUCUGAAAAAUAAAAAAAAAACUUCUAGCAGUAGGAACUGUUACUGUAAUUUAAAAUCUUGCCCUAAAUAAAAUUAAAGUGAUUGUUACUGGAUCUGUAAGAAGACACCUUAUCUUCUGAAGAAAAAUUCCCUAAAUUUUUGCAUAGGUCUUAAAGAAAGUAUGGAAAAUUUGUUGGAGGUUUGAUGGAAAAAUAUCAAAAAUUGAAGUAGACAUUCAUUCAACAGUUGCCUCUAGCAGUUCUUCUGAACACUUAGCCCCGUUGUAGAGGCCACUUGUGAAUUUGUAUGAGAUGAGCUCUGACCAUUCGCAGGAGGUUGCAAAAACAUCUGCAAUGCU